UCCUGACUGGUUCAUUCUCCCCGGAACUUCCUGGACGCCGUACGUGCCAGAUGGCGUCACCUGGAGCUUAAGAAACUGCACGCAAGUAUUGAAUUCCUAGUGAGAGUUUAGUAAGUUUUCCGGAAAGCUGGCGGGAAGUUUGUAGAGGUCGGGGUUAGUUUGGGCAGACCUUGUGUCGGUUUCGUCGCGCUCUGCCUCAGGUAGCCCUACCGGGUAGCAGGCCCGAAACCUGGGUGCCUGUUGGGCCUUCACCUCUUGACGGAGUCCCAGUUAUGGGCUGUGUCCUUCAUGAUCAGUUUCCACGUGGUUGUCAGAGAAUUUCCCUCCCCUCCCACACCCCCACGGGUGUGUUACUUUAUGCACGAAACUUGCUGAGGUCUCCAGCUCUAGUAAACUCCACUGUAUGCUGCCUGCGCAUGGUCCGUGUAUAUGAUAGACAAUGGCCAAAAACAAAUUAAGAGGGCCUAAGUCCAGGAAUGUAUUUCACAUAGCAAGCCAAAAAAACUUUAAGGCUAAAAACAAAGCAAAACCAGUUACCACUAAUCUUAAGAAGAUAAACAUUAUGAAUGAAGAAAAAAUCAACAGAGUAAAUAAAGCUUUUGUAGAUGUACAAAAGGAACUUGCACAUUUCUCAAAAGGCCUUUCGCUUGACCCUCUGCAGAAAGAACUGAUUCCUCAGCGGCGUCAUGAAAGCAAACCAGUUAAUGUUGAUGAAGCUACAAAAUUAAUGGCUCAGUUGUAAAACAGUAGUGAUUCCCCACAAAGACCAAUAAAUUAAAUGUUUUAUACAAUUUUA
This is a messenger RNA of Callithrix jacchus (white-tufted-ear marmoset), 796 nucleotides long. It is a transcript of the gene RBIS, whose product is annotated as ribosomal biogenesis factor. The record is from RefSeq and is a predicted model, not a curated record. Gene Ontology annotation, cellular component: nucleolus. Gene Ontology annotation, biological process: ribosome biogenesis. Lineage: Eukaryota; Metazoa; Chordata; Mammalia; Primates; Cebidae.